UCAUAAUUUUAGUAAUUUCAGUUCGUGGAAAGCUUUCCAAUCGUAAUUUAUUUUGAAAUGUUCAAAUUAUUGACAAUAAUUGUCCUUAUUCAAAUAUCGGCCUUAAAGUCCGAGCCGCAAGAUGCAAUGCCUUCAGUAACAAUGCAAACUAAAGAAUUUGUCUUAGGAAUUUUCUUUAAGGCGAAUUGGUACAGAGCGAUGCAGUUUUGUCGAUUUCAUGGAAUGCAUUUGGCAAGCAUUGAAUCACAGUUGGAGCAUGAGGCUAUAGUGGCUUUAAUCGUAGAUUACAAUAUGAAGACUGACGAAUUUUGGAUAUCAGGCAAUGACCUUGCGUUCGCCGGUAAUUUCUCUUGGAUGGGAAACGGACAACCCUUAACCUAUAUGAAUUGGUAUGCCAGUGAACCGAAUAACAUUGGAGCUGAACGUUGUGUUCUAUUGUGGAGUAGAAAUAUUGGAUCAGCAGAUCGACUUUGGUGGCACAAUUCAAAUUGCACAGAUGAACAUUAUUUCGUCUGUGAAGAAUGAAGCGAACUUUCAAUCAAUUUCACAAAUAUACGUUAACCGAACCCAA
Messenger RNA from Bradysia coprophila, 571 nucleotides. Its product is annotated as C-type lectin mosGCTL-7-like. The record is from RefSeq and is a predicted model, not a curated record. NCBI's taxonomy places the organism in Eukaryota, Metazoa, Arthropoda, Insecta, Diptera, Sciaridae.